Emiliania huxleyi CCMP1516 is the source of this 1014-nucleotide messenger RNA. RefSeq lists its product as hypothetical. The record is from RefSeq and is a predicted model, not a curated record. Gene Ontology annotation, molecular function: protein binding. NCBI's taxonomy places the organism in Eukaryota, Haptophyta, Isochrysidales, Noelaerhabdaceae. The annotation marks the transcript as partial. The transcript has a single exon.
UACAGCAACAACGCGAUCCGGCGGGUGGGGGUGGCGACUGGUGCUGUGACGACGCUCGCGGACAGCGGCACCAUGGGCGACGCGGAUGGCGUCGGCGACGCGGCACAGUUCCACAGCCCAGCUGGCAUCGCCAUUAGCCCAGACGGCCGCGCGCUGUUUGUGGCGGGCUGCAGCAACCACAAGAUCUGGCGGGUGGAGUUGGCGACAGGCACUGUGACGACGCUCGCGGGCAGCGGCGAGGACGGCGACGCUGAUGGUGUGGGCGACGCGGCGCAGUUCGAGUGCCCAGAAGAAGUCGCCCUCAGCCCCGACGGCAGCACGCUGUCUGUCGGUUCGAGAGGCGGCCUCCGCCAGGUCUGCGUGGCUGCGCCUCCUCCGCCUCCUUCCUUUGCCCCGAUCGUCGUUCCGCCUUCGACCCUUGGAGCCGACCUCGCAACGACGCGGGGCGACGCGUCCCUCCCGCAGGGCAUGGUCACCUUCCUGGUCGGCGACGACGAGGAGCGCAUCGAGCACGUGAGCAAAAACAACCUCUGCGCCCGGUCCCCGGUCUUUCGGACCAUGUUUGGCAUCGGCAUGAAGGAGCGCGACGCCGCCGAGGUCACGGUGUCCCACACCGACCUCGCCAGCUUCACCGCCCUCGUCGACUACCUCCUCUCCGACAAGUUCGACCUCGGCGAGGAGGAGGGCAGGGCGCAGCGCGCGCUCGACCUGCGGGAGCUGGCGCAGAUGUACCAGGUGCCGCGCCUCGAGCUGCUCUGCGCGCAGGCGCUGCAGGAGAGCGUCGCGCCGGCGACCGCCGUGCCGCUGCUCGAGGCGGCGCACACGACGGGCGACGGGCGGCUCCUCGCGCAGUGCCGCCGCUUCGUGGCCGACCACGCCGCCGAGGUGCGGGCGAGCGGCGGCGUGGAGCAGCUGCGCGACUUUGGCGUGGCCAAGGGGCUGCUCGGCGACGCGCUCGACCAGGUGGCGGAGCUCAAGGGCGCGAUGCGCGCGCUCCGCGUCGCGGAGAGCUGA